AUGUUUGACACAAGGAAAAGAGUUACUACAGCAUGCGAGUUUUGUCGCAGAAGGAAGGUUAAAUGUGAUGGGAACAAUCCGUGUAUAAAUUGCACGCAGAACCGAAUUCAAUGUCACUAUGCCGUAGUACCGCCAGUGAAGAAGUUGUCUAAACCUGCUACGAAGAAAAAGGCAUCACAUGGUCAAAGGUUGCAGACUAUAGAUGAAAGGUUGGAGAAGUUGGAGAAUUUAUUGUCAAGUUUCAUCAGGACUAUGACGCCAAAGCAGAAUGAAAUUGAUAAUGAAAAUGUUUCAUUUGAUAGGGAACAAAUGCAUGAAAAGGAACAUAAUGAAGUGGAUAUAGAAGGUGUGGAAGGCGAUGAAGAAAAUGAUGAUGAUGAUGAGGGUGAAGAUGUUAGUGAUGAAGAUGACGAGGACGACGAAGAAAAUGAGAUUGAUGAUAUUAAUGAUGAUGUCAUGGAAGGAAGUAAAGCAUAUGACUUUAGAAAUGAUACCCAUUCCAAAAACUCAACUCCAAGGACUUCUGCUUCAUCUGCACGUGUACUGAAUAAUAGCUCAAGCAAAAGCUUUAAAGGAGUACUAUCGCCCUCUAUCAACAGUAAUGUUGAAACAGAAUCUUCUUCGGUAAAUGGUCUAAAGAUUGAAGCACCUUCUUCAGACAAGUUAGAUAAGAGAAUCAUAGAUAGGGCUGUUGCAAAAAAAGAUUUGAAUGAUAUAAUUGACAACAAUUUGUUUGGUGCCUGGCAGGGCAGUCAUUCUGUCAAUCCUAUGUAUAACGAAUUAUUAGAAAUAAUUCUGGGUGCAUUCAUACGUGAACCUCAAAAUUUUGCUUUGAUAGAGCCAAUUAGACGUAUCCCAUUGAUAUGUUACGCAAUCCUUCAACCUGCUAUACUAAAGUGGAUUGACCCUGCUACGAAAGACUUGGAACUGAAAAGGAAAGCAUUUAUAGGUGAAUUCCCAGACGACUCUGCAUUUGUCUACAGGCUAAUUGAUACUUUCUAUGAAAAUUUUAGGUUGGCUUCGCUUUUAUUGAAUUCAGGUCAACUUAAAUCGAUGUUUGAAAAAUAUUAUGAAUUAAAGAAAGUGAGAGGUAUGCAGGGUGGUAGAAAAUCAGCGAGCCCGCUUAAAAGGCUCAAGGUGUCUGAGCUUAUGAUUAUGUCAAUCGCAUUAAGCUUCUGCAUAUCUGAAAAGCUUCAAUAUGAUAAUAAUUUGAAAAACAAGAAUGCACCUCCUUCACCAAGCAGUCCUUCGCUUUCAUUAUCUCAAUUGCAAAGUAUCCGCUCGGAGUGCUUCCAAAAUUGCGUGUACUACUAUCAUGUAAUCUCUGUACUAGGUGAUGGUAUUACGACCGUCAUUGCCAUAUUGAUGAUGGCAGUUGUGGCUGAAGUUAACUACCUCUCUACUCAUAUCAGCUGUUCUCUAAUGUCAGUUGCUGUGAGAUUUGCUCAAGAGAUGGGGUUACAUAAAGCUGAAGCAUAUGAAAAGUUAACUAAAGAGCAACGCGGAUUUUAUUAUCAAAUUUGGCUAAUUUGUAAAUAUAUGGAUAACGAAGUUUGCUAUAGAACUGGUAGGUCCCCCAUCAUAUAUUUAAGCGAUCUCUCUACAAAGGUUGAUUUACGAACAUCAAACAACCUUUUGUCUAAGAUAAGUGAAUUCGAUGACAACUUCAGCCUCAGAGGUGCUCCGGAAAAGAGGGAAACUAUCUUAAAAUACUUUGUGAUUGAGUUCACAGAGAUCAGGUAUUUCACUUUUGAGAAACUAUUUUCUGAUACAGCUCAAAGAUGCUCAUUUGAGGUUCUAUCUAAAUCAUUGGAUCGAAUUAAUAAUGAAAUGUUUCGGGUCAGUAAAAGUUUACCCUUGCCUACCAGACCCAAAUUUUUCUAUGAACCUAAUUUUAUUCGAGACCUUGGCCUAAGAGUACAUUCCAAUUAUUGGACGAUUCAGUUGUCAUUUUUUUUCCAUUUAAUGAUUGCCAAUAGAGCUCCGCAGCAACGAUUUGGGAACAACGAGACUCCUUUUAACGAAGUUCGUCAUCAUAGAAACAUGCAUUAUAAGAACAUGUCCUUGAACAGUGCUAGAACGAUAUUAAUUUUAGCUAAUAAUUUAAUUACUGAAGCGCCUUUGACAAAUGCAGGCUUAGACUUUGAUAGUCAAGAUCACAAUAGCGAAGUAAGGGGUAUACCCAGUUCUAUUAUAGACUGGAUUCAGAUGUACCCAUACGCAGCAUAUUUACUAUUAAUGUUACACACUGUUAAUGAGUUUUCUUCUGCAGAUUGUUUUAAUGAUGUGAACUUGAUUAUAGAUUGUUCCAUAAAUUUUUUCGGCGCAAACUUAGUUGGAAGUAGUGGAGAUAUGAAGUCAUUUCAACAUGUGAGAACGAAAGUUUUAGAUCUUUCGACCAGAUUGCUACUAAGAGUAUUCAUCAAGUUUCUUGACAUGAAUACAAAUUUCAGAUUUUUAGAAACACAUCCUCGCUUGAAAAAGCACCUAGAGGAAAUGGAAUCACUUUAUCCGGCAGCUUUCAAACCUCCUCAAAGCACUCCUCCUGCUUCCACUGAGAAGGUAAACUCAAGAGAAAGAGGUAAAAGACAGAAACUCGCUACGAGUACGGUUCACACCCCGAUUAAUCCUAUUCCUGAGUCAUUGAUUAAUAUACCCCAAGUUGAGGCAGGUGCGCUUCAGUACAUUCCUUCCAACGACGUCCAACACUCGAUACCAAUUCAACAGGAACCAUUUGCUGGAAUCAAUACAAAUUUACAUGGCCAGCCGACUCAGCAGCUACCCAUGCACGUUAAUUCACUCCCGGUUCGGGGCCCAACAUCAUUACCUCAACUUACUCAGACUCAACAGAAGCCCACUGCAACUAACUCGAAUGCUAGCUCUGAUAAUUAUUCUCCAGUUUCUCAGCUCCACCAAGCAACCUCGCAUCCACAAGAAUCGCCUUUUAGUGGGGAUCCUGCAGCAUACUCUGGGCAAGACGAACUUCAGCUUAUAAAUAACCCAGAACAGACGUUCCAUGAGCAGUUAAUUGCAGGAUAUACUGAUAAAGCACUUUUGGAGGGUGCAUUCCAAGCGGAGGUUUACGGAAUUAAACACUUCUUUUUUGAUGGUUUACAAUAA
Dujonia railenensis is the source of this 3120-nucleotide messenger RNA. NCBI's taxonomy places the organism in Eukaryota, Fungi, Ascomycota, Pichiomycetes, Serinales, Debaryomycetaceae. The record is from the annotation of a GenBank genome assembly.